This is a messenger RNA of Umbelopsis ramanniana AG, 3553 nucleotides long. RefSeq lists its product as uncharacterized. The coding region runs from base 260 to 3301 and encodes 1013 amino acids. Gene Ontology annotation, cellular component: cytoplasm. Gene Ontology annotation, biological process: signal transduction; actin cytoskeleton organization. NCBI's taxonomy places the organism in Eukaryota, Fungi, Mucoromycota, Umbelopsidomycetes, Umbelopsidales, Umbelopsidaceae. The transcript is spliced from 6 exons. The record is from RefSeq and is a predicted model, not a curated record.
UUUCCCCUCAGUAACGACCCCCAGCGAACAAGGCUUUGCAACACGGCCUCAUUUCAGCAAACGCUUAAUUUAGAAUCAAAUACUCGUUCAGGUCCCUUGCCCUUUUCCUAACUUUUCUUCUUUUGCUUUCUCUCUCUCUACCUCUGCCUUUCUUCUCUCUCUCUCUCCUCUCCUUUUUUUAUUAUACCUCCAAUCCUUUUGAAGUCCCAACUCCCAAACCCUUUCUCAUUGACGCAUCCUUGAAUGCCUGCUCAAAACUAUGGAAUCUACACUCAAACACGAUGACCUGUCCGAUAUUGCAAAUUCCGUACUUGUUCCUCAACAUGAACCGGAACCAACACCAGAAACGACUGUAAUCCAGUCGCAGAAUACCACCACGCACAAAUGCGAGAAAUGCUCGGAACCUUUGACUGGUGAUUUCAUAAGAGCCCUUCAUCGCACUUUUCACAUCAAGUGCUUUACAUGUGCUGACUGCGGUAUUGAUGUAGCAGCAAGUUUUUUCCCUAUCGAAGUGGAUGGAAAAGUUCAACCUUUAUGCGAGCGUGACUAUUUUAGAAGACUGAACCUUGUAUGUGCUAGCUGUGGAGAAGCCCUGAAAGGAUCAUACAUUACUGCGCUUGGUCAAAAGUAUCACGUAGAGCAUUUUACUUGCUCUCUGUGCCCAACCGCCUUUGGACCGGAAGACUCCUAUUAUGAAAACGAUGGCAAAGUAUUUUGUCAUUAUCAUUAUUCUCUGCAAUUUGCUGUCAAUUGUGCUGGAUGUGAGACAGCUAUUCUCAAGCAAUUCGUCGAGAUCGAUAAAAACAAUGUCAACGAACACUGGCAUCCUGAAUGUUAUAUGAUCAAUCGAUUCUGGAAUGUCAAAUUAUCUCAGACUUUCUCGGAAGGCGUCCCGGAUGGGCUAACGGAAACUGUCCACAAACCGAUCCCUACUGCUAGCGAAUUGAAAAAAGCACAAUCCGAUAUGGAAGAUCAAAUGUAUCAGAUUUGGACCGUUCUCUCUGCUUUUGAAGAAUCUGCUGCUGCUUGUAUCUCCGAUAUGUUAUUGCAUGUAUCCAAUGGUGCAUAUAUAGAAGGUGUCAACAUGGCAAAACGCUUCAUCACCCACGUUGAUAUUUUGUUCGCCGCCAUCGACUCGCUAAAAUCACAAUUCGAAAAAGUCGGCGAUUCACUUUUGUACACCUCAGAGGCGAAAAGGCUCUGCAAGAAGAUUGUCAAUUUCUUCUCGUUGUUGUCGCAUACCCAGGAAAAUGGCAUGCAGAUGAUUGGAAUUACAGAAGAGCUGCUGUCACUUGUUACUGGUCUGGCCCAUUACCUCAAGAUCCUAAUUCGUAUAGCAUUGAGCGGGGCUUUGAAACUCGAGAAAAAGUACCAUUCUCAAGUUGCUAUUCCCAAUUUUUUAAACGACCUCAUGCAGCUAGCUUCACGCGAAGAAAGAGCUGAAUUGGAAUCUGGCCUGCAUGUCACUUCAGACCUAUGCCAAGUUUGUAAAAUCACUUGUGAGGAAGAAUGCUACAGGUAUCACCAGAAUCGCUGGCACUGCGACUGCUUUAAAUGCUCAAGCUGUCAUUCACCUUUGCAAGCAAAUUUGGACAACACCAAAUUGCAUCUCGAUACCAUGAAGAUCUAUUGUAACACCUGCACUACUACUUUAAAGCUGGAAAACAUUGAGGCAAAGUUUGAUUAUGUUACGAAAUUGCAACAGUAUUCAUUCCUUUUGCGAGUUGCCCUUCGCCGACUUUACACCCUUUUGGAUUACUCAGAGCAUAUCCCUACCAUGGACUAUGAUGGUCAGAAACUCAAAUCUACCAGCGUUACACCCGCUGGCCAUCUGCGUGAGGACAACCGAUCCAAAUCAUAUUCGAAUGCUGAUGAUACAUCUGCUGCUAUCCAUCUUGGCGAUAUCAAGCGGAUGAAAUCCACCCACAUGCGUCGGAAAAUGACUACCUCUUAUCGCAUGGGUAAGCGCUCGGUGCUUAUGGAGACACCCAGUCCGACCACAGCAGUACCUACCAACGAGGCAGAUUACUUUGGAAGCUCUCAGUCUUUGAAUACAAGCCCUAGAGGUGGAUCGCCUAUUGAGAUGGCGCCUCGAAGCGACGGUGCACGUCCUGAUAACAGCAACAAUUCCUAUCGUCCACGUGUGUACCAUAGCAAGUCAGCAUCUAGACCAAAGGCUCAUUAUCUCGCAGAAAUCGGUGCACUGGAUUCUUUUAUGAUGAAGUAUUUGGCUGUAUUGCACAUGGAGCAACUAGUUCGAGAGUAUUUUACAUUGGAAGAACUAGUGGAUUUAAUUGACGACAAGAAAAAUGAAACUCUCUGGGGCAAGUUUGUCACCAGUUUGAAGGCCGGAAACAAGAAAGCUGUUAAACCAAAAGAGGAAGGCACUUUUGGUGUACCUUUUGAGGUUUUGAUUGAACGGACCGGUGUUGAAUCCAACUUGGGUGCUGGUCCAUCCCGCUUGCGCAUUCCUUCUUUUAUCGAAGAUAGUCUUUCCGUAUUGAAACAAAUGGACGUUUCGGUCGAAGGUAUCUUCCGAAAGAACGGCAACAUUCGACGUCUCAAGGAACUUAGCGAGGAAAUCGAUAAAAAUCCAGCUCAAGUCAAUUUGGCCAAUGAAACACCUGUUCAAAUUGCAGCUCUUUUGAAAAAGUUUUUGAGAGAACUUCCGGAACCGCUACUUACCUACAAGCUUUAUAAGCUGUUUGUCGUUUCUCAAAAGCUCGAAAAUGAAGCGGAGAGAAAAAUCGUUCUUCACUUGGCAUGCUGCAUUCUACCAAAACAAAACCGAGAUACUCUGGAAGUCCUGUUUUUAUUUUUGCGGUAUGUGGCCACAUUUGCAGACGGUGAUGGCAGCAAAAUGGACGUUGGAAAUAUUGCAACUGUGAUUGCUCCUAAUGUUUUGUCGGCGCGUGGCAAAGAUCCAAACAAAGAAGAUACAUGGCAUUGCGCUCAGGCAGUGAAGAUGCUUAUUGAACACCAAAUCGAUUUCUGUCUUAUACCCGAGUAUUUGGAGCCUAUGUUGCUAGAAUUAUCUUAUGGCGAAGGUCUCGCGGAGCUCAACCCACGAGAGGUUUUGAAACGCUGUGGAAAUUUGAUGAAAGCUAAAAAGAGCCAUUCUGGUAGCCAAUCUUCUACUCCCAGCCGAGAUAUAGAGAACUCUCCUCCAAGCGGCACGACGGGUUCUAUUCCCAUCGUGCAAGUCGAUGUAAAGCCACCUUAUCUAUCUUCUUCUCCAACGGCACUUGCAUCAACAUCUUAUUUACCUAGUUCUACUCCACCGAAUGCACUAUUGAGAUAAGCUAUUGUCUUGUCAUUUUCAUGUAUAUUUAUUCUAAAAACGCAUUUUGGCUUGCGGCCAAUAAAAUUCUCAUUUGUUUUGCCUUUGCCAACUAUUCAACUUGGCUGUCCAUUCGAGCUUCUCUUUUUCUUAAAAAGAUAAUAACGUUACAAAGGUUAGAUCAUGUCAUUCAAUCUGGGUUGGGAAUUUUCCAAGGUUUUGCAAGUUCGUACGAGUUGACUGUGCGGUCGCAUUCAUGCCAUAAGUCACACG